AUGAAUCUUGCAGCUGGUUGUCCUUGUGUUGCAGACUGUACCGUUGGCUCCGUGUUCGCCGGUAUAAUCGUUGGAAUACUCCUCACAUUGCUGAUUCUCCACGGAAAAUGGGAGCGGAUCAAAAUAUUCAUCCUUAAAAAAAUGCGAUCCUUUAAAAAGACUAGAGCUGUUUCAAAUCAAAGCUACGAAGCCGACUUUUAUAUUGAUCCGAACGCAGUGGAAUCAUUGCAAGAGGAUGAAAAUUACCAGAAUGUUGUCAUAUCCGAGGAUAAAAGUGGGGGGAUUGUGGACAGGCCGGUGAGCGACGAAAUCCCGGGCGGUGACGCUGUCUACGCAGUCAGUUUGAAGAAAGUUACCAAGAAACCGGGACUUCCCACGGAGAUGAUCCAGAAAAUCGCCAGUCUGCACGAAAAUUCGUCCAAAAUAGUGGCCAGAAGAUCGCAAGAGUUCGAAGACUUUGUAGACAUUGAAAAGAAAACUGAAGACCACGAGAUUUCCCGAUCAGCAACUCUACCAACUUCGAAAGACACAACGAAAGCCAAGGCAUCUGAUAAAGAAAAUGACCAGAAGAAGUCAAACAGCAAAAAGGGAUUGAAAAAGAAAACAAGCAAAAAUGCUAGCAUAUCGAGCAAAAAUAGUGACCCAGAUCAGUCACAACAACAAAGUGAUGCCAUUGAAGUGGUAUCAAGCAAUACGUCCUACGUAAUGACCGAGGCAUCAGCCAAUGGGGAGUACUUCGUGCUGGACAAAACUUUCUGUUAGAUACGAACGCCAUGAGAUUAAAUUCAAUUUGUUAUUGACAUGGAACAACACCGAAAUACCAUUGAUUUAAUGGAGACAUUUUGAGAGGCAAAAUAUGCAUGAAAAUAUAAGCCACAAUAUAUAAGAAGCAAAAGUUUUGAUUUUGAGAGGUAAAAUAUGCAUGAAAAUAUAAGCCACAAUAUAUAAGAGGCAAAAGUUUUGAUUUUGAGAGGCAAAAUAUGCAUGAAAAUAUAAGCCACGGAGAAAUAUUAUCAUUUAUAUAGCAAGAUAAUGGUUGCUUAUAUUUUUUUCUUUCUUGAAAAAAAACAACAACACUUAGCUUCUUGUAUAAUGAAACAAAGAAAACAGAGAGUGUUUGAAGAAGUUGGUCUCUUAUUUGGUGUCAGUGGUGUAUAAACAAGAGUGUAAAAGUUGUUCUGUAGUUUUAUGUUCAAUUUGACGAAAAUGUUGAAAAUAAUUUCCAUCGCACCAGUUAUUGGUCAGAGUGGAAGUUUCGAGCUUGUUGAUGAGUAAUAAGAGGAAAGUUGAAAAAAUGUGACGAGAUACGGAAGAUUUGUGUUAAGUUAUCGUGUAAUUGUGUACUGAAUAUAAUCUAAUACUACAUUUGACCCAGCUAUAAAAGCUAUCCACUGUAUAUAAUUAACUAAUGCUAAAAAUAUAAAUAAUCUGAAAUGGUUUUACAUUAAAUUAUUGUAUUUCAUUGUUAUUUCCUCCUUUUUAUGUUUUUUUUGAAUCAUGUAUGUGCAGUAUUGAUUUUUACUACUUUACUCUAGUCAGCUUAGUCAAUGUUGUCUUUCUUAUUAAAACAAAAAGUCACAGAGUACAUGCAUAAUUUGUUUAAUAAUCAUAUGUUAUCAAUAAAUCACAACAGAACACUGCAUGGGCGUUUGUUUGACCUUUUUAUGUCAGCGUGCAACAAAACUUAAUUUACAUGCAGAAUUAUUUUAAUUUGCUCUUAUCUCUACACGGAACUUUGACAUUUAUGCCUGGUAAUAACACAUGAAGUCUAAAAUUAUAAAUAGAACUUUUCACUAGAACUAAAAAAAAAAUCAUAUAAAUUCAGUUUUUUUAUUUGUUGGUUUAAACAAACCUUAAUAUAAUGUUUGUUUUGAUUUUGUUAAGAAGGGUUGAAAUUGAA
This is a messenger RNA of Magallana angulata, 1900 nucleotides long. RefSeq lists its product as uncharacterized. Bases 1 to 762 code for a protein of 253 amino acids. The transcript is spliced from 5 exons. NCBI's taxonomy places the organism in Eukaryota, Metazoa, Mollusca, Bivalvia, Ostreida, Ostreidae. The record is from RefSeq and is a predicted model, not a curated record.